AUGCCAAGCUCAGAGCCUCUCGUGGUGGGCGUAAUUUUUCCGGCCAAGAAGAUCGCCCGGCUACAGGAGGUCCUGAACGUGGAGGAGGAUGGCGUGCGCUUCGUUCUGAUCGACUUAGAGGCUGCAACGCCAACAGGUGCAUCCGUGACGGAUCCCGAACUGGAGGCCGCAGCCCAGCGCUUCGCAGCUCGCAAUGGGCCGCUGGACGCACUGCUGCACAAACUAGCGCAUGAUAUGGUGUUCGCGGGACUGGGGGAUCAGUCCGCUGCCAAUCGCGUGCAGUUGGUACAGCUUUUCUUGCAACGUCACCCAUCCGUGCGUGUGGUAGACCCCAUCGACAGCGUUCGGCUGCUGACGGACCGCCACGCAGUAUGCAAAAGACUAAAAAGCAUGGAACAGAAUGGAGAUUCGCGGACGCAAAGCUUCAAGGUGCCCAGCUUCUACGAGGUGGGGACGACCGCACAGUUCCAGAAGUUACAGGAGGAGGUGGACACUGGACACUCGAGACUACCGCUCAUCUGCAAGUCCGUCGAGGCCUGUGGUGCGUUGAUCGGAGUGACCCCUUGA
This is a messenger RNA of Phytophthora infestans T30-4, 567 nucleotides long. RefSeq lists its product as uncharacterized. Gene Ontology annotation, cellular component: cytoplasm. Bases 1 to 567 code for a protein of 188 amino acids. Gene Ontology annotation, biological process: inositol trisphosphate metabolic process. Lineage: Eukaryota; Oomycota; Peronosporomycetes; Peronosporales; Peronosporaceae. The transcript has a single exon. The record is from RefSeq and is a predicted model, not a curated record. Gene Ontology annotation, molecular function: inositol-1,3,4-trisphosphate 6-kinase activity; magnesium ion binding; inositol-3,4,5,6-tetrakisphosphate 1-kinase activity.